Molecule: messenger RNA, 1501 nt
Organism: Leptonychotes weddellii (Weddell seal)
Lineage: Eukaryota; Metazoa; Chordata; Mammalia; Carnivora; Phocidae
Source: RefSeq, a predicted model, not a curated record
CCCCAGGAGUAUGAGCGGGCCUCCAAGGUGGACCAGUUUGUGACCCGCUUCCUCCUGCGGGAGACGGUGAGCCAGCUCCAAGCCCUGCAGAGCUCGUUGGAAGGGGCGUCAGAUACCCUGGAGGCCCAGGCCCAGGGCCCACGGUCAGACGAAGACAGUGUGGGGGUGCAGAGCAGGCCCCACGGCAGCCGGCGGGCAGGGCGCAGGGCCCUGCGGAGCAUCGGUCGGUCACCCACCUGGUCUCCUGGCUCCUCCGCCUCGGACACAGGGCAGAGCUCGGGAGCCGAGAUGCGGUGGCGGCUCCAGGUCAACCGUCUCCAGGAGCUCAUCGACCAGCUCGAGUGUAAGGCCCCCAAGCUGGAACCUCUGCACGAAGAGGAGCUUACCAAGGGGCCUGACUCGCACAUCCUCAUGGCCCAGAGGCAGGUGCAGGUGGCAGAGGAAGCCCUGCAGGAUUUCCACCGUGCCCUGUGCUGCUACGUGGACUUCACAGGGGCCCAGAGCCAUUGCCUGCAUGUGUCUGCCCAGAAGAUGCUGGACAAUGCCUCUUUCACCCUGUAUGAGUUCUGGCAGGAUGAGGCCUCCUGGAGAAGGCACCAGCAUUCCGCCUGUAGUAAGGCCUUCCAGCGCAUCCUCAUUGACUAUCUUCGGGCUCCGGACACCCUCACCACUGUGUUCUUCCCAGCCUCCUGGUGGAUUAUGAAUAAUAACUGAGCCUGACCUGCAUAAGCCAAGGCCCUGGAGCUUCUGGACUGGUCAACUCAGCACCAAGACCAAGGACGUGGCCACUCUUAGACCUGGGGCUGGGCUCUCAGAGGUGCCCCCCGCCCCUCCUCCCCCAGACCCAGCCGGUGGAGAGUCUCUCAGCCCAGGGAUCAGGGACUGGGCUGCUUGCUUUCUGUUUAUCAGUGUAUUUUAUUUGGAUCUUUAGCCUCUGAGGCACUCUGGCCUCUGCCUGGCUCAGGAGGCUUGGAUUCUGGUCCUCUCUGUCCCAGCCUUGUUGUGUGACACAGAGCAGGUCGCUUCCCUCUCCGGGUGGGCCUUGGGCUGUCUGGCUUCCUAGUGGGUACCCUGCUUUCUUCCUGCUGCCUUGGGGCCAGGCUUCUGCUCUUCCUCAACCAGCAGCAGAACCAGGGCUGAUGCUCAGGGACACCAUCCCCCCACCAAACCUCGAGCCCUGAGGCUGGGCCGGAUCCGUCUGCAGUGUGGGGUAAGGACCUGGGUGUCCCCACCACCCUCCUGGGCUGGCAGGCUCCCAACUCUUCCAGCACCUUCCGCUGCACCAGAGCCUUCUGCAGGAUCCUGGGUUGGUUUGCAUGUCAUUUGCAUAUCAUUUGCAUGCUCAUGCCCAGCCACCCAUACUCAGGGCACUAUGGGAAGUCCCAAGGUGACCUUGCCAGGUAGCAAUAAUUUGGGCCCAGUGUCACCUGCUCCCCCCAGAUACCUCUGAGCCCCAGCCCAGGACCCCAGCCCAGAGGCAAUAAAGGAAGUGGUCACCUCU